AUGUUAGACAUUAAUAAUGUGGACUUGGAAAUAACUGGACAAGCUUGGAGUAAUCUUAACAUAAAAUGUGGAGCGUACAAACAAAUUGUGACAUGUCAAGAAAAUGGAUAUAUUAUUGGUGAAAGAAAGUCGGCAAUAUCAGGUAUAGAGUCAGAUAAAUACUGCAAAUAUUGUCAAUUUGUGAACUCUGUUGACCACAUUCUUCUAUCUUGCAAAGCUCACAAAAAAUCACAAAUUGAAAGGCAUGACUGUAUUGUUGAGGAAAUGUGGAGAGCCAUAAUGAUAAAAUAUGAUCAAAUUUAUGUUGGGAAUGAAGACAUAGUCGAGCUUCCAGAAGGAGGAAAAGCGUGGAAAGGGAAAGAAAUGAUGUUUAGAAUAGAUGGCAAAUACCCCAAAAAACCUGAUAUAACGUGGAAAGUUGGGAAGGAAAAAGCUUAUAUUAUUGAUAUAACAAUUGUGGCUAACAAAAAUUUGAGCCUUGCGUUUUUUGGAAAAAUCAAAAAAUAUAUGGAACUUCGGGAAAAACUCAGAAAAUGCUGGGAUAUAAAUAACAUUAAAAUAGUUCCAGUCGUGAUAACGACUGGUGGCCUUAUAAACAAAUACAGUGUACAAAAAAUUAAAGAAAUGGGACUGCAAUUAAAAUGGGAAAAAAUAGUUAGGAAUUUGUUAUGUCAACAAAUGAUCGAAAUUAUGAAAAGAUUCUAUCAAGAUGACUUUAAAUUUUAG
Molecule: messenger RNA, 726 nt
Organism: Entamoeba invadens IP1
Lineage: Eukaryota; Evosea; Mastigamoebida; Endamoebidae
Exons: 1
Coding region: 1-726 (241 amino acids)
Source: RefSeq, a predicted model, not a curated record